Coregonus sp. 'balchen' is the source of this 27711-nucleotide messenger RNA. Lineage: Eukaryota; Metazoa; Chordata; Actinopteri; Salmoniformes; Salmonidae. The record is from the annotation of a GenBank genome assembly.
AUGUAUGCAGCCUUUGCAGAGAGCUCCACCCCUGUAUUAUCUGUCAACCAGGAAGAAGUAAGUUCACAACGGAACCACACUGUAGCAUGUAGCUAUUCAGUAAUGCUCACAACAUUCGGUCUAAAUUAUUUAUUUGCCUUAUGGACUUAUAAUUGUUGGAAAUAAUCAACAUUCAAAUAACCAUUGAAGAUGGUUGAAGAAACAGCAUAAUCUACUAUACAUUGUUAUUUCCAAGUUCUACUGACCUCACUGCUGUAAGUUUUCAAAAGUGAAAGUAAACCUCAAUUCCAGAAGCCAUCACAGAAGAGAGACGGUGGUGGUGAGAAAAUGGCAUCUAAACCUUCCCUCCCAGAGGAGGAUCUCUGAUGUACUGUGUGCUGUGACAUCUUCAGGGAUCCAGUUUUCCUGUUAUGUACCCACAGCGUCUGCAAAGCCUGUCUGAAGGAAUUCUGGAAACAGAAGGGAUCUCUAGAAUGUCCAAUGUGCCGGAAAAUAUUGUCAAUGGAUAACCCCCAAUGUAUGGAUCCUCUGGUGUGCAGUGUAAAAAUGGGGAAUAUACUACACAUUCCUUAUCUGAUCAAUGUACUCCAUCCACUACCCUCAAAGUGAGAAAGUCCCAGAGAAAGGGAGAGCUUUCAUUUGUUGACCCAGUUGAUAAUACAAAACCUCACAAAUCCACACAUCAUUUCAAAGAGAGAGUUUUUCCAUACAUGUCUACUUUACGUUAUAAUCCACUGAGGAUCUUGCCAGGGAAGGUCUCUAUAUCAAUUGAUUCUGCCUCUGUCUAAACCAGGUGUUAACAUACUGUAAAUGAGUCAGUAAAAUGUAAUCUUAUUCAGUAAUGGACAGCACUUCUAGCUACUUCAGUCUUUGUGAAUACAGGCCCUGAUAUUAUAGUUUCUUCUACAUGAGUGUGUUUUUUUAAAUUGUGGGUAACGUGUUCAUGGUAGGCCUGUCAAAUCAUUGAAUUUGAAAGGGAAAGCAACAAGUGCCAUGAUCCCAUGGGAAAUGUGGGACUUGAGAAUGCUACAGCAUCCAGAGACCAAAUAGCUGAAGAGAUACAAACAACAUCAUUUAGAUUUUCGGGGGGGAGUCGGGGCUCAAACACACCAACAGCGAGUACUUAGCACCUCUGAACGCAAUUUGCGAACCGAGUUCGCACCGAUUUUACACGUAGAACUGGUGAAAAACAUCGGCAGUCAGAUGUCUACAGUGGGUGGUCCCUAAAACAGCGUGCUGAAAGAUCGGCAGACGAACGCUAGAUCCACAUUCAGUGCGAUGUGUGCAAGCAUUUAUUGAGUUAAAGCUGUCGGUCCUCAAAGAUUAAAUUAAAACAAAUUCAUAAUUUCCAAUUAUUUACCUCCCGUAAGAGUGGGGUCCCGCUAGUGUAAAUACGUUGCAUUACUUAUUGCCGUUAUCGGUGGGGAUUUACAUUGGCUGUGUGUUGUAGGACAUACAUUGCAGAUUUGGCAUCAUGACAUUGUGACAGUGUGAGGCAUUGUUCAAGCCUAAUUGAUGUAUUCACAGUAAUACUUAUGGUAUGCUGGUAUUAAUAUUUCCUUUAUCGUUUUUUUUUCUUCUUCUUUUCUUCUUAUAUAUAUAAAAAAUCUGUCCAUACUUCAUUUAGCACAUGAUGUUUGUGUCCCAAUAAACAGUGACUUCCUAAAAAGUUAUCAAUAAUAAACAGAGCUCUGUGUUUUCAUUCUCGUACAAGAGGCGGUAGGAGUUGGUUUUUAAGAGAUUAAUGUUGAUGGGAAAUGUAGGGGUUAAUAAGUGAUCAGUGGCGACCCGUCAUUUUGAGGCCCACCUUUUUUCCCCCAAAACAAAUUCAUUUAUUUAAAAGAAUCAUUGAGUUAAUAAAGCUGCAUAUAAACUUGGUCUCUUUUUUGCUUUCUUGAGUAAGGCAGCUCCAAAAUAAAGGUGUUUCAGCCUAGCCCAGUACUUUCUGUUGUGGUGGGGCAGCCAGCGGAAAAUACGGAGCGUAGGGGUUGGUAAUGUACUCUAGUUGCACCGUGAUUGGCUCAGUGUUCUGUCACUCAUGGGGACACUACGUCACCGCCAAAUCUAAGGAUAGAACUCGAAAAAUCAAGUCCCUUGGGUGCUGCCAUGGAGUUACAAUAGAAGUGCCCAUCCAAAAAGGCUUAAGGUCAUUGGCCAGAGAUAAAAUGACGUCAAAUAAUGUUACACAGUGUCUUCGGAAAGUAUUCAGACGCCUUGACUUUUUCCAAAUUUUUACAUUACAGCCUUAUUCUAAAAUGGAUUAAAUAAAUAAAAAUCCUCAGCAAUCUACACAAAAUACAAAAUACCCCAUAAUGACAAAGCAAAAACAGGUUUUUAGAAUUUUUUGCAAAUGGAUUAAAAAUAAAAAACAGAAAUUCCUUAUUUACAUAUGUAUUCAGACCAUUUGCUAUGAGACUCGAAAUUGAGCUCAAUUGCAUCCUGUUUCCAUUGAUCAUCCUUGAGAUGUUACUACAACUUGAUUGGAGUCCACCUGUGGCAAAUUCAAUUGAUUGGACAUGAUUUGGAAAGGCACACACCUGUCUAUAUAAGGUCCCACAGUUGACAGUGCAUGUCAGAGCAAAAACCAAGCAAUGAGGUCGAAGGAAUUGUCCGUAGAGACAGGAUUGUGUUGAGGCACAGAUCUGGGGAAGAGUACCCCAAAAAUGUCUGCAGCAUUGAAGGUCCCCAAGAACACAGUGGCCUCCAUAAUUCUUAAAUGGAAGAAGUUUGGAACCCCUAAGACUCUUCCUAGAGCUGGCUGCCCGGCCAAACUGAGCAAUCGGGGGAGAAGGACCUUGGUCAGGGAGGUGACAAGAACCCAAUGGUCACUCUGACAGAGCUCUAGAGUUUCUCUGUGGAGAUGGGAGAACCUUCCAGAUGGGCAACCAUCUCUGCAGCACUCCACCAAUCAGGCCUUUAUGCCAGAGUGGCCAGACAGAAGUCACUCCUCAGUAAAAGGCACAUGACAGUACGCUUGGAGUUUGCCAAAAGUCACCUAAAGACUCUCGUACCAUGAGAAACAAGAUUCUCUGGUCUGAUGAAACCAAGAUUGAACUCUUUGGCCUGAAUGCCAAUCGUCACGCCUGGAGGAAACCUGGCACCAUCCCUACGGUGAAGCAUGAUGGUGGCAGCAUCAUGCUGUGGGGAUGUUUUUCAGCGGCAGGGACUGGGAGACUAGUCAGGAUCGAGGCAAAGAUGAACGGAGCAAAGUACAGCGAGAUCCUUGAUGAAAACCUGCUCCAGACUGGGGCGAAGGUUCACCUUCCAACAGGACAACGACCCUAAGCACACAGCCAAGACAACGCAGGAGUGGCUUCGGGACAAGUCUCUGAAUGUCCUUGAGUGGCCCAGCUAGAGCCCGGACUUGAACCCGAUCAAAAAUCUCUGGAGAGACCUGAAAAUAGCUGUGCACCCAUCCAACCUGACAGAGCUUGAGAGGAUCUGCAGAGAAAAAUGGGAGAAACUCCCCAAUUACAAGUGUGCCAAGCUUGUAGCAUCAUACCCAAGAAGACUCAAGGCUGUAAUCAAUGCCAAAGGUGCUCCAACAACCUACUGAGUAAUGGGUCUGAAUACUUAUGUAAAUGAUAUACUUCAGUUUUUUUUAAAUACAUUUGCAAAACAUUCUAAAAACAAGUUUUUGCUUUGUCAUUAUGGGGUAGUGUGUUUAGAUUGAUGAGGGGGAAAAAAACAAUUUAAUCCAUUUUAGAAUAAGGCUGUAACGUAACAACAUUUGGAAAAAGGGGUCUGAAUACUUUCCAAAUGCACUGUAUCUACAGUAGCUUUGAUUGGACUGAUCAUGUCAACAUCAUACUUUCAAAAUCUUAGCUAACAAGCUAGCAGUCAUCAUCAUGAGUCAAGUCGACAAUCUACUGGCAAAUCCUUUUUAAUCCUUGUCAUGUGAAGAGAAAUUAUGAAGAGAAAUUAUAGAUAAAACAUAUCGGUGCUCAUCGGCCAUUGGACAUAAACAGUACACAAUAAAUUGGAAAUCGCAAAUUCAACAAUGAGUGGUUUGGAAGGAAUCAGUGGCUAACUGCAAGGUUUGCAAAGCAAUCACUAGCCUGCUAUUCAGUGGAGUGGGUGUGUGGUCCAAGUAUGGGAUUAAUGGUCUCUUUUCCAAGCUUAAAAGGAUAAACAUUCAACAUUGGCCAUUCUGUCAAUCCAGCAUGACUUCUGCAUAACAACUGGAAACUCAGAUCUGGGAAAUCCGACUUCAGUGAGUUAUUUUUUUUAAACGAGCUCCGACUGGGAAAAUAAGUUUUGAACGGUCAUCCAACUCGGAAUUGCAAGUCGGGUUCUCUGGGCUCUUUUUAGAGCUCCGACCUCAUCCUGAUUCGACCUUGUUUUUUGCCGAGUUCCCAGUUGUCUUGAAAGCACCAUAAAUCCAGAGAAUGCCAGACUUUGAUGACAAAAUUUGCCCACGAAGGACCGCCGCACAACCUUCCUGUUCAAGUGAGCACAGCACAACAAGGUGAUUUAAAAAAUGUAUUGUAUGCUGCUGCAUAAAUGAUGUAAUAUGCCAGGGAGAUAAGUAUACUGUAGCUAAGAAAGUAAUACUAAGUAUGUUGUGUUGUAAGCUGUUAGUAGCCAAUGUGCCUAGCCCUAAUAAUUUGGUCCCUUUCCCCCUCAGAACUUAGCCUUCUGUUCUGAGUUGGUGGUGCACAUGUAGCCUAUAGCCUGUUUUAGAGAAAUGUAAUCAUUGAAUAUUGUAAGGGCUUUCAUUGUCUGCUUAUAUGUUCCCUUUAUUUAUAAUACGGUUCUGACUUGGUGUACAGGGAGAAUACUGUAAGAACGGCCCAUGUUCUGAAUUCUGUCGCUGUACAUUUCAAAAGUGCUGAACAGAUAGUUAUAUUGACUACAUCCAUCCUAGCUCGCUUAUUAAUGUCUUAAUCAAAAUUACGGAUUGCCUCUUAUCCGCUCGUCGUCCCCUUAUGCCAUAGUUUGUACAUCUCAAUUGUCAGUAGAAACCACAUGUUUAAGCAAGUCAGCCAUACCAGCUAUGUUUUUUUCAAAGGCAGUGAAUGAGACUGAAUGAACUGUUUCGCUGCCAGACAAGGCUCCGCUGAUAGCCAGGUGUAGCAGUGGUAAGGUGUUGGGACAGCAUUAGGUAGCCCCUAACUGUUUGUGGGCAGUGUUUGUCACCGUUAUAGUGCAAUUAAUGCAUUGUUUAGUGUUGUGUUGUGUAAUGGCUUUGCUGGCAUGCAUCUAAAAAAAUAUGUUUUUAGUUUGCCCCACCAAGAUGUACAUGCUAAAAUCGCCACUGUAAGUGAUGAAUUCCAUGUGGUUACAGACCAAAAUGAAAGUUAACUCAUGGCCUCAUAAAUGAAUGACCUGCAGCAGCCCUCUCAUUACAUAUCUGAGAGCAGAGCACUAUAUAUAAUCAUCCAAGCACACUGCCAAAAUGAAUUUGGUUAGGAAUGUGGGUUUUGAGUUUCUCAAUUUAGUACAGUAUCUGUUUUUUUCUUCAGUGUCUGUGCCACUGAGCCAAAUUGACCUGCAUUUGUUAAGGUAAAUUAGCUCUAAAAUCAUCUCAGAUUAUCCGGAUCAAGAGAAUGUGCAUUUAGGUAGAAACUUUAGUACUGUAGGUUUACUUGAUUACAGUUUAUCUCAGUCUCCUGUUUAUCUUGGCCUGAGCACUGCUGGCUGUCCCUGCACUGAUGACCUGUCUCUCUCUCCCCCCCUCUCCCGACCUCUCUGGUCGGACUACUGACGAUCUCUUUUCCUAAUAAAGACUGAAGCAAUCUUUGCACUGUGUUUACCUAGUGUACUGUACGCUGUUAGCUGUUACGUCUUCUCUAUUGUCUGCAAGGUAGAUUUAUGAUUCAGUGUUUGAAAACACUUAGGGACAGUUUCCUGGAUACAGAUUAAGCCUAGUCCUGGAUUUAAAAGUGCCGUCAAUGGAAAAUCUCCAUUGAAAAGGUUUUUUAGUCAAGGAUUAGGCUUAAUCUAUGUCUGGGAAACUGGCCCUGUAAAUUGACCAUCUGUACUGUAUCUUUCAAUAGAUUGAUUUCCAGUUUGAUUAUAAUUUCUUCAGAUAGAGGUAAGGCUUCAAAAACAAUGCAGUUAACUCUCAUUACUCUCCAAAAGAUACUGUUCUGAAACAACAUAUGCUUCAUGUCAAAUAGUCUUAGAGUGUGUUCAGACUGGUCACGAAAUAUCACAUAUACAGUCGUGGUCAAAAGUUUUGAGAAUGACACAAAUACUAAUUUUCACAAAGUCUGCUGCCUCAGUUUUGAUGAUGGCAAUUUGCAUAUACUCCAGAAUGUCAUGAAGAGUGAUCAGAUGAAUUGCAAUAAAUUGCAAAGUCCCUCUUUGCCAUGAAAAUAAACAUAAUCCCCAAAAAAACAUUUCCACUACAUUUCAGCCCUGCCACAAAAUGACCAGCUGCCAUCAUGUCAGUAAUUCUCUCAUUAACACAGGUGAGAGUGUUGACGAGGACAAGGCUGGAGAUCACUCUGUCAUGCUGAUUGAGUUAGAAUAACAGACUGGAAGCUUUAAAAGGAGGGUGGUGCUUGAAAUCAUUGUUCUUCCUCUGUUAACCAUGGUUACCUGCAAGGAAACCAUGUCAUCAUUGCUUUGCACAAAAAGGAAUGCUCAGGAAUGGCAGCAGGCAGGUGUGAGUGCACAGUGAGGCGAAGACUUUUGGAGGAUGGCCUGGUGUCAAGAAGGGCAGCAAAGAAGCCACUUCUCUCCAAGAAAAACUUCAGGGACAGACUGAUAUUCUGCAAAGGGUACAGGGAUUGGACUUCUGAGGUCUGGGGUAAAGUCAUUUUCUCUGAUGAAUCCCCUUUCCGAUUGUUUGGGUCAUCCUGAAAACACCUUGUCCCCGGAGAAGACAAGGUGAGCGCUACCAUCAGUCCUGUGUCAUGCCAACAGGAAAGCAUCCUGAGACCAUUCAUGUGUGGGGUUGCUUCUCAGCCAAGGGAGUGGGCUCACUCACAUUUUGCCUAAGAACACAGCCAUGAAUAAAGAAUGGUACCAACACAUCCUCUGAGAGCAACUUCUCCCAACCAUCCAAGAACAGUUUGGUGACGACCAAUGCCUUUUCCAGCAUGAUGAAGCACCUUGCCAUAAGGCAAAAGUGAUAACUAAGUGGCUCGGGGAACAAAACAUUGAAAUGUUGGGUCCAUGGCCAGGAAACUCCCCAGACCUUAAUCCCAUUGAGAACUUGUGGUCGAUCCUCAAGAGGCGGGUGGACAAACAAAACCCCACAUAUUCUGACAAACUCCAAGGCUUGAUUAUGCAAGAAUGGGCUGCCAUCAGUCAGGAUGUGGCCCAGAAGUUAAUUGAGAGCAUGCCAGGGCGGAUUGCAGAGGUCUUGAAAAAGAAGGGUCAACACUGCAAAUAUUGACAUCUUUGCAUAAACUUAAUGUAAUUGUCAAUAAAAGCCUUUGACACUUAUGGAAUGCUUGUAAUUAUACUUCAGUAUACAUUUACAUUUUAGUCAUUUAGCAGACGCUCUUAUCCAGAGCGACUUACAGUUAGUGAGUGCAUACAUUUUUCAUAUUGCCCCCCCCCCCCCCCCCCCCCCCCCGUGGGAAACGAACUUUUGACCACGACUGUAGUUCUUAAAAUGACAUUUUAGCUGACCUCUUGUGGACACCCGGGGUCAGGAAAUUAGUCUAUUUCACUACUAUAAGAAGAAGAAAUAUGGCUCAAAGACGUAAGUGUUCUGCGAUCUGUUGGUACCCUUGGGUCUUGUCUGGAAACUCACUAAAGUCUAUUUAGGCUUAAUUUCAGGAGGUUAUCAUCGAACCACAACUGUGUGUGUGUGUGUGUGUGUGUGUGUGUGUGUGUGUGUGUGUGUGUGUGUGUGUGUGUGUGUGUGUGUGUGUGUGUGUGUGUGUGUGUGUGUGUGUGUGUGUGUGUGCGCGUGCGUGCAUGUGUGCCGUGCGUGUUUGCCUGCAAGCGUGUGAACAAGCGAGAGAGAGAAAGAAAGAAAGAGAGCAAAUGUUUGUCUCUGUCUUAACUCAAUUCCAAUCUUUUCUACAGUGGGCAAUAUAAAUGGGAGUGUUCAGAGUGUCUCUUAAAUCAGUCCUCUUGGCGAUAUACAAUAGAGGACUCCCUGGAAGUGUUUCACUGCCUCUUUUAUGUGGCCUUGGUGUUGUUCCUGCAUGCUCCAAUGAUGCAGCUCGGAUCAGCACACUGUAUGUCCUGUUCUCCCUCUCCUCUCUUUCUACUAGUCCUGGAGGACACAUUUAGCUGUCGCACAAGGGACUCUGUUUGAUGUGUUCCCUUACUCUUUGUGCAUGGAAUAUCAAUAGCAGCACUGUCUUCAGUGGUAGUGUGUAUUACUAUGGUAUUGUUUGUGUACUUAAUCAUACCACUGAUGACUAAUGAGGUGAACACCCCUAUGUGAUGACAUAUAUACCUUCCUUGGAUACUCAUUGUUCUGUGAGGAGAAUAAUGUUUUCACCUCCAAUGUGAAUUGCAGUUUCACAAGUGAAAUUUGCGGUUUCACAUGUUAAAAACGUUCACAUGUGAGAAUUGGAUAUGCAGUUUCUCAUGUGAAAAACCUUCAUGUGAAAUUCUCACUUUCACAUGUGGUAUUGCAAGUACAGUGAGGGAAAAAAGUAUUUGAUCCCCUGCUGAUUUUGUACGUUUGCCCACUGACAAAGAAAUGGUCAGUCUAUAAUUUUAAUGGUAGGUUUAUUUGAACAGUGAGAGACAGAAUAACAACAAAAAAAUCAAAAAAAACGAUUUGCAUUUUAAUGAGGGAAAUAAGUAUUUGACCCCUCUGCAAAACAUGACUUGGUGGCAAAAACUUUGUUGGCAAUCACAGAGGUCAGACGCUUCUUGUAGUUGGCCACCAGGUUUGCACACAUCUCCGGAGGGAUUUUGUCCCACUCCUCUUUGCAGAUCUUCUCCAAGUCAUUAAGGUUUCGAGGCUGACGUUUGGCAACUCGAACCUUCAGCUCCCUCCACGGAUUUUCUAUGGGAUUAAGGUCUGGAGACUGGGUAGGCCACUCCAGGACCUUAAUGUGCUUCUUCUUGACCCACUCCUUUGUUGCCUUGGCCAUGUGUUUUGGGUCAUUGUCAUGCUGGAAUACCCAUCCACGACCCAUUUUCAAUGCCCUGGCUGAGGGAAGGAGGUUCUCACCCAAGAUUUGACGGUACAUGGCCCUGUCCAUCGUCCCUUUGUUGCGGUGAAGUUGUCCUGUCCCCUUAGCAGAAAAAUACCCCCAAAGCAUAAUGUUUCCACCUCCAUGUUUGACGGUGGGGAUGGUGUUCUUGGGGUCAUAGGCAGCAUUCCUCCUCCUCCAAACACGGCGAGUUGAGUUGAUGACAAAGAGCUCAAUUUUGGUCUCAUCUGACCACAACACUUUCACCCAGUUCUCCUCUGAAUCAUUCAGAUUUUCAUUGGCAAACUUCAGAUGGGCAUGUAUAUGUGCUUUCUUGAGCAGGGGGACCUUGCGGGCGCUGCAGGAUUUCAGUCCUUCACGGCAUAGUGUGUUACCAAUUGUCAAUGGUGACUAUGGUCCCAGCUGCCUUGAGAUCAUUGACAAGAUCCUCCCGUGUAGUUCUGGGCUGAUUCCUCACCGUUCUCAUGAUCAUUGCAACUCCACGAGGUGAGAUCUUGCAUGGAGCCCCAGGCCGAGGGAGAUUGACAGUUAUUUUGUGUUUCUUCCAUUUGCGAAUAAUCGCACCAACUGUUGUCACCUUCUCACCAAGCUGCUUGGCGAUGGUCUUGUAGCCCAUUCCAGCCUUGUGUAGGUCUACAAUCUUGUCCCUGACAUCCUUGGAGAGCUCUUUGGUCUUGGCCAUGGUGGAGUGUUUGGAAUCUGAUUGAUUGAUUGCUUCUGUGGACAGGUGUCUUUUAUACAGGUAACAAACUGAGAUUAGGAGCACUCCCUUUAAGAGUGUGCUCCUAAUCUCAGCUCGUUACCUGUAUAAAAGACACCUGGGAGCCAGAAAUCUUUCUGAUUGAGAGGGGGUCAAAUACUUAUUUCCCUCAUUAAAAUGCAAAUCAAUUUAUAACAUUUUUGACAUGCGUUUUUCUGGAUUAUUUUGUUGUUAUUCUGUCUUUCACUGUUCAAAUAAACCUACCAUUAAAAUUAUAGACUGAUCAUUUCUUUGUCAUUGGGCAAACGUACAAAAUCAGCAGGGGAUCAAAUACCUUUUUCCCUCACUGUAUAUGUAUAGCCUAAAAACAUGGUUAAAACUAUAAUAUUGAUAUUAUGGAUGGUCAGUCCUUGCAUCCAUAGCGUAAUCUAUGGAAUUGAGAGUGGUUGCAUUUCUCCAGCCCCAUCCCUCAGCUUUUUACCGAAUGUCAAGAAUGCUGUAGGUGGGUGUAGUGGUGGAAUCAAGCGCAGGACACCGAAGUAUAGUCCAAAAGACUUUAGUUAAAAUUCCAACAAGGAAAAUACGAACAAAACUUGCCCGAAGGCGAAACUACGCACGAAGGCGACACAAACAAAAGGCGCACUAAACAUGUGCGUAAACGCUCCAACACAGUGGAGUGAAGCUCAACCGAGCGAAUAAGCAAAUACAAGCACAACACACGACAGAAAAUAAUCACACACAAACACAGACACACCCAACGAGACUUAAAUAGAACACUAAUGAGGACUAACUAGACACAGGUGUACAACAUCAAGACCAAACCAAACGAACAUGAAACAUAGAUCGGUGGCAGCUAGUACUCCGGGGACGACGACCGCCGAUGCCUGCCCGAACCAGGAGGAGGAGCAGCCUCGGCCGAAACCGUGACAGUACCCCCCCCUUGACGCGCGGCUCCAGCCGUGCGCCGACCCCGGCCUCGGGGACGACCAGGAGGACGCGGAGCAGGGCGCGCGGGAUGGUCCCGGUGGAACUCCGACAGGAGAGAUGGGUCUAGGAUGUCCCUCCGCGGCACCCAGCACCGCUCCUCCGGGCCGUACCCCUCCCACUCCACGAGAUACCCAUCCGGCGUCUGGAGUCCAAGAUGGACCGAACGGUGUACGCCGGAGCCCCCUCGAUGUCCAAUGGGGGCGGAGGAGUCUCUCCUAUCUCAUUGUCCUGGAGUGGACCAGCUACCACCGGCCUGAGAAGAGACACAUGAAACGAGGGGUUAAUAUUCUUAUAUUCAACAGGUAGAUGUAGCCUAUAACACACCUCGUUCAAUCUUCUCAGGACUUUAAAGGGCCCCACAAACCGCCGACCCAGCUUCCGGCAGGGCAGGCGGAGGGGCAGGUUUCUGGUAGAGAGCCAGACUCGAUCUCCGGGUGCGUACACCGGCCCCUCACUGCGGUGGAGAUCGGCGCUCGCCUUGUGACGAAGGACGGCCCGCUGCAGGUGGACGUGGGCAGCGUUCCACGUCUCUUCCGAGCGCCUCAUCCAAUCAUCCACCGCAGGGGCCUCGAUCUGGCUCUGCUGCCAUGGUGCCAGAACCGGCUGGUAACCCAAUACACAUUGGAAAGGGGUUAGGUUAGUAGAGGAGUGGCGGAGAGAGUUCUGGGCCAUCUCGGCCCAGGGAAUGUAACGCGCCCACUCCUCAGGCCGGUCCUGGCAAUACGACCUCAGAAACCUACCCACAUCCUGGUUAACACGUUCUACCUGCCCGUUACUCUCCGGGUGGUACCCCGAGGUAAGGCUAACCGAGACCCCCAAACGCUCCAUAAACGCUCUCCACACACGGGAGGUAAACUGAGGGCCUCGAUCAGACACUAUAUCCUCGGGGAUCCCGUAAUGCCGGAAGACGUGGGUAAAUAGGGCCUCAGCGGUCUGUAGGGCAGUAGGAAGACCCGACAUAGGGAGAAGACGACAGGCCUUAGAGAACCGGUCCACAACGACCAGGAUGGUGGUAUUCCCCUGAGAGAGGGGAAGGUCUGUUACAAAAUCCACCGAGAGGUGGGACCAUGGUCGUUGUGGAACGGGUAGGGGCUGUAACUUACCCCUGGGCAGAUGUCGGGGCGCCUUACACUGGGCGCACACCGAGCAGGAGGAGACGUAAACCCUCACAUCCCUAGCCAAAGUAGGCCACCAGUAUUUAGUGCUAAGGCAAUGCACUGUCCGGCCAAUACCCGGAUGUCCAGAGGAGGGUGACGUGUGAGCCCAGUAGAUGAGUCGAUCCCGAAUCUCGAGCGGAACGUACCUCCGACCCUCAGGACAUUGUGGAGGGCUGGGGUCUGUACGCAACGCUCGCUCGAUCUCGGCAUCGACCUCCCACACCACCGGUGCCACAAGGCAAGACUCCGGUAGUAUGGGAGUAGGCUCAACGGACCUCUCCUCCGUGUCAUACCGCCGGGACAGUGCAUCUGCCUUACCAUUCUGGGACCCAGGGAUGUACGUGAUUUUAAAUACGAACCUGGUGAGAAACAUACUCCAUCGAGCCUGGCGAGGGUUCAGUCUCUUCGCUGCCCGGAUGUACUCCAGGUUCCGAUGGUCAGUCAAAAUGAGGAAAGGGUGUUGAGCCCCCUCAAGCCAAUGCCUCCACACCUUAAGGGCUUGAACUACAGCUAACAGCUCCCUGUCCCCAACGUCAUAGUUACGCUCCGCCGGGCUGAGCUUUUUGGAGUAAAAAGCACAGGGGCGGAGUUUAGGUGGCGAGCCGGACCGUUGAGAGAGAACGGCCCCUAUACCAGCCUCAGACGCGUCCACCUCAACCUGAAAUGGAAUUGUGGGAUCCGGAUGUGCCAGCACCGGAGCCGACGUAAACAGGUCCUUCAGUCUCCCAAAGGCCCUGUCCGCAUCAGCUGACCACUGCAGGCGCACCGGACCCCCCUUCAGAAGGGACGUGAUGGGAGCUGCCACCUGUCCAAAACCCCGGAUAAACCUCCGGUAGUAAUUCGCAAAGCCCAAGAACUGCUGCACCUCUUUUACAGUGGUUGGAGUUUGCCAAUUACGCACAGCGGACACACGAUCCACCUCCAUUCUCACCCCUGACGCGGACAACCGAUAACCCAAAAAGGAGACCGACUCCUGGAAAAACAGACAUUUCUCUGCCUUGACAUAUAGGUCGUGCUCCAACAGCCUCCUCAAUACACGUCGCACCAGGGUUAUAUGCUCGGCUCGGGUAGACGAGUACACCAGAAUAUCAUCAAUGUACACGACCACCCCUUGUCCCUGCAUAUCCCGGAAAAUGUCAUCUACGAAGGAUUGGAAGACUGAUGGAGCAUUCAUCAACCCAUAUGGCAUGACAAGAUACUCGAAAUGACCUGACGUGGUACUAAACGCCGUUUUCCAUUCAUCGCCCUCCCUAAUGCGCACCAAGUUAUACGCGCUCCUGAGAUCCAAUUUUGUGAAAAACCGCGCCCCAUGCAAUGACUCCGUCAUGGUCGCAAUCAGAGGGAGUGGAUAACUGUAUUUCACAGUAAUCUGAUUGAGACCACGGUAAUCAAUGCACGGGCGCAACCCUCCAUCUUUCUUUUUCACAAAAAAGAAACUCGAAGAGGCGGGGGAAAUGGAAGGCCGAAUGUAUCCCUGUCUCAAAGAUUCGGCUAUGUAAGUCUCCAUAGCUUUCCUCUCCUCUUGAGACAAAGGAUACACAUGGCUCCGUGGGAGCGCUGCUCCUGCCUGGAGAUCAAUCGCACAAUCCCCCUGUCUAUGGGGAGGCAACUGCGUCGCCCUAGUUUUGCUAAACACAAGAGCUAAAUCCCCAUAUUCAGGCGGAAUGUGCAGUGCGGGCACUUGGUUUGGACUUUCCACCGAAGUCGCCCCCACGGAAACACCCAGACAUCGCCCCUCACACUGAGCAGACCACCCAUCGAGAGCCCUCUGUUGCCACGAAAUAGCAGGGUUAUGGGUGCUUAACCAGGGAAUCCCCAGCACCACUGGGUACGCAGGAGAGUCGAUCAGAUACAGCUGUAUAGUCUCUUCAUGACCCCCCCUGCGCACACAUCCUAAGUGGCGCUGUGACCUCCCUGAUCAACCCCGACCCCAACGGGCGGCUAUCUAAGGCAUGUACGGGAAAAGGUUUGUCAACAGGCAGGAGAGGGAUCCCUAACUCUAAACAAAACUUUCGAUCAACAAAAUUCCCAGCUGCGCCUGAAUCUACUAGCGCCUUAUGCUGGGAAUGAGGUGCAACCUGUGGAAAACCAACAGGUAUACAAAAGUGCGCAACAGAAAGCUCUGGGUAAGCAGGGCGUCUACUCACCUGGGAGGCCCCCCCAGUGCGUGGCCUGUUGUCCUCUCCCUCGGAGAACCCUCCCCAGCACCUGGCCGCAGUGUGCCCUCCACGACCGCACUUGGUGCAGGAGACAGGCCCCCUCGGGCUCUUCCUCCUCCGCUCUCUAGCGCCAGCGCCCCCGAGCUCCAUGGGGCACGGCUCGGAGGCGCUGGAGGGUGAAAUGGACGGACCCCCCUCGGAACGUCCGCGGGUAGCUAGCAGGUUAUCCAGCCUGAUGGACAUGUCGACCAACUGGUCGAACGAGAGGCUGGUGUCCCUAUAGGCCAGCUCCCGACGGACGUCCUCGCGAAGACUACAUCUGUAGUGAUCGACGAGAGCCCGCUCAUUCCACCCUGCAUCUGCCGCUAGAGUACGGAAUUCUAGGGCGAACUCCUGGGCACUCCUCCCCUGCCGGAGGAAGACCAGACGCUCCCCCGCCGCUUUCCCCUCCGGGGGAUGGUCAAACACCGCCCUGAAGCGGCGGGAGAACUCGUCGUAGGUGAUGGUAUCCGCGUCGAUCCUCCUCCACUCCGCGUUGGCCCAUUCCAACGCCUUCCCGGAAAGGCAGGAGAUCAGGGCGGACACGCUCUCAUGUCCCGAGGGCGCCGGGUGCACGGUGGCCAGGUACAGCUCCACCUGGAGAAGGAAUCCCUGACACCCGGCCGCGGUCCCAUCGUAGGCCCUCGGGAGCGAGAGUCGCACUCCUCGGGGUUCCGGAACGGGAAUGGGCUGACUGGCCGAUGGUUCUGGCAGGGAGGAUGGCGGUGGAGGAGUCCCCCAGCCUCGGAUGGUGGUGAUCACCUCCUGCAGUGCGGACCCCAUCUGCAGGAUCUGGUCACUUUGUUCACGGACCUUGUCCUCCAGCGUCGCCUGGGCUGCUGCGGCUCCUGCUGAUUCCAUUCUUUAUGGUGUGUGAUUCUGUCAAGAAUGCUGUAGGUGGGUGUAGUGGUGGAAUCAAGCGCAGGACACCGAAGUAUAGUCCAAAAUACUUUAGUUCAAAUUCCAACAAGGAAAAUACGAACAAAACUUGCCCGAAGGCGAAACUACGCACGAAGGCGACACAAACAAAAGGCGCACUAAACAUGUGCGUAAACGCUCCAACACAGUGGAGUGAAGCUCAACCGAGCGAAUAAGCAAAUACAAGCACAACACACGACAGAAAAUAAUCACACACAAACACAGACACACCCAACGAGACUUAAAUAGAACACUAAUGAGGACUAACUAGACACAGGUGUACAACAUCAAGACCAAACCAAACGAACAUGAAACAUAGAUCGGUGGCAGCUAGUACUCCGGGGACGACGACCGCCGAUGCCUGCCCGAACCAGGAGGAGGAGCAGCCUCGGCCGAAACCGUGACACCGAAACUGUGGUGGGGAAAUGUGUUUCAAUGAAGGAUUCCCGUUUUAAACACCUUUAAUAGAGUGACUGUUAUUAUAUCGUGCAAUCCUCUAGUGAGUGAAUUACUUUUGUGCCAUUAAUAUCAAGCAAAACUUCUGAAGUCAAGAACAACAUUCUUAGUAUUGCAAACAAAAAUAAUAAUAUUGAAAGCAAAACAUAAACCCAAAGAUAUUGAUAGCAAAACAAAAUAUUGCAAGGAAAUAACUAUUUUUAUUUUAAAAAUAUUUUUCUGUGAUUUUGGUUUAUGAUAAUGCAAUUAAAUAAAACACCUCCCUCUUUCCUGCAAUUAACCCUAUCUUUGGUUAUGUUACCCUGGCCUUUGCUUUCGCUGCCUUUUUUUUCCAGUUGCAAGUUUUGGCAUAUUCCUUCCAGCAACAUAGAACCCUGCAUCGCACUUCUGGUUUGCUUCUGAAGCUAAGCAGGGUCGGUCCUGAUUGGUCUCUGAAUGGGAGACCAGGAUGUAACUGGAAGUGGUAAAAAAUAACAUGAAAACCACGUGUGUGAAAAUGUCACAUGUGAAUUAAAAUUUUAUGCAUCAGUACCAGCAGCCCUACAGUUCAGCAUGUUAAAGUGAUUCAUUCAAAUAAUCAAUAAGGAUGAUCAUUUUCUCCAUCCAUUUAGGCCUAUACAAUGUUCGCAACGUUUUUUUCUCCAUCUUCAAAUACAUUAAUGUUUGUUCCCACCAUACCCCAGCCUAUUCCUGCCAAUAAACAAACUGCUGCUCAGACUUCCUGGUCUCUCAAGAUGGCCCUAACAGAGCUGACUACUAUGCUGUAAAAGAAUACAUUUUGCUGAAAUCUGCUUUGCUUUACAAUAAUCCUCCCUCUGGCUUUCUUUUGCUCCAGGGCUGUCCAGCAGAGGGCAGUGUGAGAUAUGACCAAUCCCACAGUAAGUUUCAUCCACUUAUUUUCCUCAUAGUGUAUCUCUCAUUGUACUGCAUAGCUCUGUUCUUCUUCCAGGGGUGCACUGUAAGGGUGAAGGUGAUACUGUACAGUCCGCCAAACAAACAAGAAAACAAAGACACUGGAUAUAAUUGUGAACGCGGCUAAAACGUUUUUGGAUCUCCAGGGCUUCGUAGCCGAAACAUUGCAGGGAAUAUUGUCUGAAGAUGCUUUCCCCUUUCAGGCCCCAGAGACUGUUGGGAACUGAGUAGACAUUUGAAACUGACUAAAGACUAAAGGAGUAAAAAAAAAUAAUGUUUUCACCCUUUCCCAAUUUUCCCAUGUUUUUUCUGUGUUCAAGUUCCCCAGUUUUCACCGCACACAGUAGGUGGCAGCAUGCACCUCUAAUGUGUGUUUGCAGACCACAAUAAUACCAUAAAAGAGAAGAAUAAGCUCAGUUCUGCUGUUGCAGAAGGCUUUAGUGAUGUUUAGGGUAUUUGAUCACAAUGCCUGUUCAUUUUGUUGAGUGUAAUAAUCAAGUACAUUUUUAUCAUUGCAGCAGCUUACUCAUACAAGAAAUAGGCCUAUCAUGUGUUACACCACUCUAACCAUACAUUCCAGGCAAUCAGCUAAGGCAGUGAACAACAAAAAAAGUGCUUGUUUAUGAUGGAGGGCUGACAUACAGUAGGCUACAUGUUAGCGUGGGCAGUGUUAGUGAUUGCAUGCGUUUGCGGCACUGAUAGCUUAGGUGGAGGGGACACACAAAUGCUGUAUUCACACGCCCCUCAUCAUCAAAGGGAAAGUUGCAUGUGUUCUGUAUGUGAUGUAGGUUGCAUGGUUGAUCUUCCAGUAAAGUAAUCGUCGACACCAUCUGUUACUGUACACUUGUAGUUCUGUUCUCUGUAGUCAAACGUACAGUGGCCUACUGUCUUUUCUGUUUCAAAAGGUCAUUGUUACAGCAGUGCAUCCCUAUAUGUCACUGUCGUCUCCUUCCUGCAAUCUGUCUCCCAGCUCCGCUUUCCCCACCGCGUCAACACUUCUCCUUGCUGUUGUCUGUCUCAAAUCAUGGGGUGUUAUUUAUUUCAUGAGCAUGUUGUUUAUGUAGUAACAUACAAUGUGAAGUAGUACAGCGCUCAUCAGCCAGUGUCCCAAAAUAUGUUGUAAUAGAAAAAGACACAGGUGUACUAUAGCUCUGUUUUGCUGAGCCUUCCUUGGUGAGGUUCACUUACACCCAGGGGUUCAAUUGAGGUGUUAACAAAAAUACAUCCACCUUGUUUUGCCCCUUAAUACACUGAACACCCCUCCCUGCCAAUGCAACUACCAUUCCCCCUGUUCACUUUUGAGAGUUUGCCCCCAGCUUACACUUGUACACUGUGUCUGUCUGUUGUUUUGGCAGCUCCUCCGGUCCCUUCAGGUCCACGCUGUGUGUCUGCAGUCAGAAUCAUCCCUCUGACAAGCAUGAAAGGCUCUCCUGAUCUGAUUCCGUCUGCAGGUGAACACACUCAUUAACUCCUCUUCCCCUCCUCCACUCCUCCACCCCUCCACUCCUCCGUCUCAUCUAUCUUUCAUCAGCCUGAACUUUAGGACACCUUCGGCACACUGGAUAUGCCGAGGAGGAUCACUUGUUAACUAUCUGCAUCCAUUUUAAACAACAGUAAGCUACUAUAGUGUCUCUGCCAGUGUUACAACACAGUUGUACUUAUUGGAUAUAAUGACUGACUAAUGGUGUUAGCACGGAAAUUAAUGAUAUGGAUGAGGAGAGUAUUAAAGUGUUGGCCUGGAUUUGACAUUUACAUUCUAUUUUUAUAAUUUGGGGGGUGAGGUAACAUGGAUUCCCUCAGGACCUGAGGCAAUAGAACUGUGUCUCAUGGUGAUUGAAGCUCACUCUGAGAAUAGAGUCAAACAAUGCGUGUCUGUGAGGAUUUUUGCACAUAUUUUGCCUCGGAACAAUGAGUGACUAUGAAGAUCCAAUGAAAGUGAUAACAUCAUUGUGUGUACCUAUCUAUCUAUAGAGCUGGACCCUACAAGGGUGUGUAAAGGGAAGGGGGUCGUGACUCUGAGGGCCACUCUGGUCCACAUAGACGACGAGGACUGCGUCAGUGAAGAAUCAAAUGUUGACACAGCACCAAGUAAGUCAAAGAGAAUGCUAAAGCUGCUCUCUAAAAUCUUAGAUAUUACAGCAUAUGUACAGUAUAUCUAAUAUCUCUGAUAUUAUGUAGAGUUUUCCUUCUAAUACGGAGUUGAGUGAAACGCCAGCAAUAGCUCUGUGAAAGGGAUCAAAUUAGAGGGCAGAUGUAUAGCUGGAGGAAUAUAGUUGAUGGGGCAAACUGGAAGGAAAUGUUCCCGUUAACAAAAUAGCACAUUGUAAUAUCUUGAUUAUGUCAUAGGAUGAAUCACUAGCAAUAAUGACUAUUUAGUCAUUUGUUUUCCAAAAUUCACUGUGUUGCCAAGCUUUUCUAUUCACAGAAGUCUUAAAAUGCUUGAGAUACUGUACUUCAUCAAGUGCAGCUGGACUCACUUAUGCACAUAUUUUGGUUGUUUUGAUAUUAAAGUGAGAUAACUUGCCACAUUUUAAAGUGUAUUUAUAUUUGGUUGCCCAGCCCAACAGAGAAUCGUUGACAAUGAUUGCUCAUAUUUUGUCAAAAAAAAACUUUUGUUCGGACCUGCCCACACUGCACUUUGGAAACAGGGCCUUGACUGUAUACUUGUUUGUUGCAUUCAGCACGUUAGAACUGGGCUUUAAACUGGAGGGCUUUUGGGGAGAUGCUUUAAUUGUUGUUGAGACUGAAUAUAAAGGCCACUGGAACAAACAGCCUUUACAGACCACUGAAUAGGCGCCUUGUUCUGAUGACAAAGUUCACAGAUUGUGGGAGAAUCAUUGGGUUUCUUUCUCCAUGGAGAUAUUAGCAUCUCUGUCCGGGAAAAGCACUAUAGGAAGCGUUUGGUCCCCGCAGGAUCAGCCAGAGAUUUAUUUCAUUGAGGAUUAAUUGUUUCCUGCUUGUAGUUUGGUGUUAAUCUCUGAAAAAUGUUAAUUGCCAAGAGACAAAGAUUGCCAAGAGUACAGUAGUUUGUUUUUGUAUCUUUCAGUAUUGUUAGGUUUCUGAUCGUCUUACACUGUUAUUCACUGGCCAAACUGAGAUUGUUUUGGGAUCAUUUCAGGUGGUUGGAUCAGCCAGAUCAAUGGAGACAGCUCUCAAAAGGGAUUGGCUGAUGGAGGCUUCCACGACAUCACAGCUGAUUUACCUACAGUCAACAGAACUCAACCCCAGGUGCGUUUUCAUCUAAUCAGUGAAUACGAUUUUUCUUAAUUUCCCCUAUUUUGGGCAUUUAUGGGAUAAUACAUUUGAUAAUAGCAUGAUUGUUUAAUGUGAAUAAAACCAUAUUUCAGUGUGAUAUAAAUAGCCCUAUUUGGUGUAUUUCUGCUGAGGAUUUUGUGUCAAUUGAAGUUAUUGCCUAAAAUAUGUGUUUUCUUAGCAAAACCAGAAUAUGUUCCUGCUCAACCACUCAUACUAUCCAGUUUAUUGUUAUUAUCAAAAACGUAUAUAAGAGAAGGAACAGCAUCACUCACAAGUGUUAUUCACUCAUUACCAGGGAAGUUCACCUGUGAUCACCGAAGAACCCCAGCUUCCUGCCUCUUCUGACAUUCAGAACCAUAUUACUUCGACAAAGGCCCCCUCCAACACCAAAACUGUCAACCCAACCAUAGUUCUACUACAACACAACAGAGGUAAGCACCUCUGAUUCUGGGUAGUACUGUAUGUGGGUUACGGAUGAAAUUGCCAUGAAAUAUGUUGACCACAUUGUGAAGUGUGUACUAAAUUCUGAAGUUAUGUGCCUGGGAUAGAGAGUCCAGUGAGACUGACUGAAAGGCGGAUUGGGCUUGUACUGAAUGUUAGCCAGCAUGGAUUGACCAGCUCAGAGCAGCUUAGACUUGACCCCUUUGAUUAGCCUUGUUUCAUUGUCCUUUGUCCAUCUCUGUCCUCUCCUCACAACAGAGCAACAAAUGCAUAUUUCUAAUAUGGAAGGUAUGCGCUGGAGUUCUGACAAAUUGUCUUGUCCACUGCCUCUUCUUUUCAAUCUUAGUUCCUGCCGCUGGCUGGACAACGUUUAGUUUCAUUACCUGAUAAUAUAGUCAAUUUAGCCAAUUUGUUUGUCCAUAUUGUCCCUACCUGUUUCAGUCCAUUUUCUACUGCCUGAACAGUGCCUAAAUAUGUUUGCUGUCAGCCUCAUGUCGGCCCAAUGUGACGUGUUUUCAUGCUCCUGCUCUGAGAUAUUGGAUCGUUUUUAAUAUUUACAUAAGAAGAGUACGUCAUACAAUACCAAACUAUCUUAUAAAUUACUGCACUUAUUAUAUGUACAUUUUUCAUUGUAAAGCAUUUUGUAAUUCGUUAUCUCAAUUGCUGUGGUAUUUUCGUGUAAUCUGUUCAUAAUCAUGUUUUACCAUUGAAAUGACUGUAUAUCGUUUGCAUAGUAUGCUUGUGGAUCAUAUGGGGUAAACUGCUUGCCCACGAUUUAUGUAGACUUAUUUGACAGGACAGAUUUUGAGUGGUAGAACCCACUGUAGCACUUCUCUUCCCUUUGACACAGCAAUGCUGGCUUUUUCAGACCCCACCCAAGAGAGGGACAAAUUGCCUGAUCCAGGACCUGUAGUUGGGACAGAGAGAGAACAGAGCCAACACCCAGAUAUGGACGGCAAGAGGAUGAGGUACUCUCAAUCCCCUGUCUUGGGCCCACUGAACCAGCCCAUUGUGCCAGUACGGGUAAGAAAACAAAAUGAAGUGACUGUAUAAAGAGAGGACAGUAGCCUGGUCCCAGAUCUGUUUGAGCUGUAUAGCCAACCCCUAUGGUCGUGGUCAUGCCAAACAAUGACAACAACCAUAGGAGUUAGUUAUACAGCCCAUACAGAUCUGGAAUCAGGCUAAGAAGACACACCUAUGAGUGUACAGUCCAGAUGUAAUGAGUUGUGCUUAAUAGUGUACGUCACUUUUUUUUACCUUGUGCCUUUUUUAAAUAAUCUGAAGCCUUCACAGGGCAUUUUUCAUUUGAUGCUUAGGUCGGUAGGACAGUGGUGAAAAAUCGAUAUGCCUCACUGCCAAAUGCCAAUCCACUUUUACCUAUAUAUUUUUGUCAGAACCCCUGUUUGUUUUUAAAUAUGACAAAAAACAUGAAUAUGUUCUUUUCAGAACACAGAGAAGUCCAAGGACUGGUACAAGAACAUGUUUAAACAGAUACACAGAAUUCCAGGUAAGGGGAUCAUUAAAAAAGUCUAACUCAGUGUUCUCAUGUGUGUGUUUGAUUUGAUGUUGACCAACGUGUCAGUUGUUUCUGUCAAGCCGUUGUCUUUGUGAGUCUGUGAGUGUGUUCGUUGUUGUCACGUUGUGUGUUUUUUGUCUCCGUCACCUCGCUCAGAACCUGUUGAGGAAAACCCAUACCGCCCCACCUACAUAUUCCCUGAAUCCUAUGAUCCUAGGCAGAUGAAAACCACAGGUACCCAAUAGCAAUCAUGACUCCACUUCCUAACUUUACUAAUCAUGUAUAAUCCCUUCAUUAUAAUGCGCUUAUGACUGUGUUGACUCUCCCUUUGUUACUUACCAUUGCCUUGAUAGAAUUGAAAACGGGUCAGUAAAUGGAGCACUUGUUUGCUUAGUAAAACUAAGAGUGAGCGUAACAGAAGACUACACCAUGAAUUCACUUGAACUGUUAUCUGAUAUUUCUCAUGAAUAACAUUUUGCAUUAACUAAUUCAUGGACCAUAUGUUGUAAGGCUGCUCAUCUUUUAAUAUUAAUAUAUUAAUGAACAGACAUUUCCUGGCAUUUCAAGUUCUUCCUGAUUGAAAGAUGCAGUAGUGUAGACAGAUUAGGAACAUUUGAGCCACUAGAUCAUGGAUGGGUAACUGGCUGCCCUUUUUGUAGGCCCGUGGAUCCAUUUAAAAUGGAACUCAAUCAGGGUCCCAACUUACUGUUGAGAGUUAGAAUAGUAGAAUAAACAAGGUGCAAUUUCAAAAUGUGCUUGUGCAUCAGCAGUUUUUCUCUUGUUAUGUCAGUCACUGACAGUCAUUCAAUAAGCCCAAGCCAGCGAUUAUUUUAUUUAUUGGUAGGUUAGUCUUUAGUCUAGCCAUCUAGCCAGCUAUCUAAACUUGUAGUGAUUUACGUUUUAGUCAUUUAGCAGACGCUCUUAUCCAGAGCGACUUACAGUUAGUGAGUGCAUAAAUUUUUUCAUACUGGCCCCCCGUGGGAAACGAACCCACAACCCUAGUGUUGCAAGCGCCAUGCUCUACCAACUGAGCUACACGGGGCCAAUCAUGGUUGAAUUACGGACCGGGGGGCCCCCCUUGGUUUGUAAGUCACUCUCACUCAGAUUUCAUAUUGUAAGUCACUCUCACUCAGCAUAAGUCAAGGCAAAAUGUGUAGAAUUGCAGGAAAUUAGCUGUAAAACUGCAAAAUCUUCUCUAUGCCCCAUGGCAAAAUAUGUAGAAUUGCAGGACAUUAAUUCUAAAACGUCAUAUUCUUCUCUCCACUGUCAAGAGGGGGGCCGCUAAAAUGUUUUGCUCGCAAGCUGGGUGUGGCCCCCCAACAAAAAUGUGCUUAGGGCCCCCAAAAGGCAGGCUCUGACUGCAUGUGUAGGUAAGGACGUGGGUAUGCAGACCUGCGAACCACUGCGGCCCCCUCAUGAUGAGUUCAGAUUUUUUGUGGCCCCUACCCCAUUAAAGUUGCCGAUCCCUGCACUAGAUGGUGCUCAAGUGUUAUGUAUUACAACAACCAAGCAUGACAGAGAGGCUUUGUAUGUACUGGACAGGCAGUAGUAGAUCACGCUGUGUUCCAUGGACAGUAUAUCAGCAUGUUUACACUACACUAGUUUGAAACCGGUCUAGUCAGUGUAAAAACCCUCUAUUUGUGUGUGCAUGUGUAUUCAGUUAUUCUGUAUUGACCCACUGAAAUAAUAGUUAUUUAGCCGUUUGUACUAUCUAACAGUUGACAGUUGUUUUUAAAUCAUCAAUGCCAUGCAUGUCUAAUGUCGGACUACAUCACCUUGCAUGUAGUUUUAGGACAGUAUACACUGAGUAUACACUAAGUAUACACUGAGUAUACACUGAGUAUACACUGAGUAUACACUGAGUAUACAAAACAUUAAGAACUGCUGUUUCCAUGACAUAGACUGACCAGGUGAAAGCUAUGAUCCCUUAUUAUUGUCACUUGUUAAAUCCACAUCAAUCAGUGUAGAUGAAGGGGAGACAUGGAUUGUGUAUGUGUGCCAUUCAGAGGGUGAAUGGGUAAGACAAAAGAUUGAAGUGCCUUUGAACGAGGUAUGGUAGUAGGUGCCAGGCGCACCGGUUUGUGUCAAGAACUGCACCGCUGCUGGGUUUUUUAUGCUCAACAGUUUCCUGUGUGUAUUAAGAAUGGGUCCACCACCCAAAGGACAUCCAGCAACUUGACACAACUGUGGGAAGCAUUGAAGUCAACAUGGGCCAGCAUCCCAACUCAAUAAUAGGAAGGUGUUCCUAAUGUUUGGUAUACUUAGUGUGUAGGUGCUGUGUACAGAUGUACUUAUUUUCCCUUUGUUUCUGCUCAUGUCUGCUUCCAAGCAACCUGAUAUGUCUGGUUAUUCACCGAGUCAAUCAAUCAAUUGAUCAAUAAAUCGAAUAGUUGACCAAAAAAAGCUUGUACGAAAUGUGUACACUAUUCAGAGAUUUCCAAGAACAGCAUUACUUAUUUAUAAGGAUGUUAAUCGAUUGGACCCGUUUUUAGAAAAGUUAUGCUUCUUCCAAAGUGCUUUGACUGACAACCUCUGAAAAGCACUCUAUUUACAGUGUGUAUGAAGAAAUGUAAUGCCAGAACUAAUGGAAUAAAGGACAUACUGUACUGUGCAAUUACAGAGGAGGAAUAGACGCUUACUGUGCCCUUUGAAGAGCUGUACCCGGACUUAUAGCCUUUUAUUUGGAUAUAUGAUAUACGGCUCUGGCUGUACCCUGCGUUACAGCAGAAAUGUAUGGAAUACCAGUCAAAAGUUUGGACACACCUACUCAUUGAAGGGCUUUUCUUUAUAUUUACUAUUUUAUACAUUGUAGAAUAAUAGGGAAGACAUCAAAACUAUGAAAUAACACAUAUGGAAUCAUGUAGUAACCCAAAAAGUGUUAAACAAAUCAAUAUAUAUUUUAUAUUUGAGAUUCUUCAAAGUAGCCACCCUUUGCCUUGAUGACAGCUUUGCACACUCUUGGCAUUCUCUCAAACAGCUUCACCUGGAAUGCUUUUCCAACAGUCUUGAACAAGUUCCUACAUAUGCUGAGCACUUGUUGGCUGCUUUUCCUUCACUCUGCGGUCCAACUCAUCCCAAACCAUCUCAAUUGGGUUGAAGUUGGGUGAUUAUGGAGGCCAGGUCAUCUAAUGCAGCACUCCAUCAUUCUUCUUCUUGGUCAAAUAGCCCUUACACAGCCUGGAGGUGUUGGGUCAUUGUCCUGUUGAAAAACAAAUGAUAGUCCUACUCAAAUUUGGACUCAUCAGACCAAAGGAUAUAUUUCCACCGGUCUAAUGUCCAUUGCUCGUGUUUCUUGGCCCAAGCAGGUCUCUUCUUCUUAUGGUUGUCCUUUAGUAGUGGUUUCUUUGCAGCAAUUUGACCAUGAAGGCCUGAUUCAUGCAGUCUCCUCUGAACAGUUGAUGUUGAGAUGUGUCAGUGACUUGAACUCUGUGAAGCAUUUAUUUGGGCUGCAAUUUCUGAGGCUGGUAACUCUAAUGAACUUAUCCUCUACAGCAGAGGUAACUCUGGGUCUUUCUUUCCUGUGGCGGUCCUCAUGAGAGCCAGUUUCAUCAUAGCGCUUGAUGGUUUUUGCGACUGCACUUGAAGAAACUUUCAAAGUUCUUGACAUUUUCCGGAUUGACUCACCUUCAUGUCUUAAAGUAAUGAAGAACUGUCGUUUCUCUUUGCUUAUUUGAGCUGUUCUUGCCAUAAUAUGGACUUGGUCUUUUACCAAAUAGGGCUAUCUUCUGUAUACCACCCCUACCUUGUCACAACACAACUGAUUGGCUCAAAUGCAUUAAGAAGGAAAGAAAUUCCACAAAUUAACUUUUGAGAAGGCACACCUGUUAAUUGAAAUGCAUUCCAGGUGACUACCUCAUGAAGCUGGUUGAGAGAAUGCCAAGAGUGUGCAAAGCUGUCAUCAAGGCAAAGGGUGGCUACUUUGAACAAUCUCAAAUAUAUUUUGAUUGAUUCCAUAUGUGUUAUUUCAUAGUUUUGAUGUCUUCACUUUUAUUCUACAAUUGAGAAAAUAGUAAAAAUAAAGAAAAACCCUGGAAUGAGUAGGUGUGUCCAAACCUUUGACUGGUACUGUAUAUGUCAGCAUAAUGUAUUUGAAUUAAUGAUGAAUAUUGAUUUUCAGCCAUCAUGAUUAGAUGUUUUUAAAAACUAUGGCCCCUCCUGGAAAGCUAUUGUUGUAGAUGUCUGAUUCGAAUCCAGGCUCUGUCGUAGCCGGCCACGACCGGGAGACCCAUGGGGCGGCGCACAAUUGGCCCAGCGUCGUCCAGGGUAGGGGAGGGAAUGGCCGGCAGGGGAUGUAGCUCAGUUGGUAGAGCAUGGCGUUUGCAACGCCAGGGUUGUGGGUUCGUUUCCCACGGGGGGCCAUUAUGAAAGAAAAAAAAAAUUGAAAAAAAAAAAUUGUAUGCACUCAUGUAAGUCGCUCUGGAUAAGAGCGUCCACUAAAUGACGUAAAAUGUAAAAAUGUAGAUGCAUGCUAUAACAUGCCUUUUAGGUCUACGUAUUUUUAUUUAUUUUAUUGCUAUUCUUAAUCUCACUUCUGUUUUAGAUAUCUUUGACGAUACGUUAAGAUGUCAGUCUUGUACAAUUGAUUAAUGUAGUAAACACAUUCUUGACCUUGCCAUUCUACAAGUUCACUGCUUGUUACAUUGCUAUAAUAAGCAGUUCAUAGUAUUCUGUCAUUAUAGUGUGGCACUGCUGCUAUCAAACCUCUACUGGUUAUACUGAGUAUCUAAAUAUGUAGCACCACUAUAACAAGCGAAUGAACAGACAAUAGAUGGGGCCACCCUUGAUUAACAUUGCAUAACAUAGACUUAUACAAGUGGAACUGCCAGUGGAGCAGGCUAGUAAGUACAUGUUUAUAGUGUAUUUAUAAUAAUGAUUUUUCUCUCUCUUACAGAUGAUGGUCACUCCGCCUACGGUUAUGUGGAAGAUGGUGCGUUUUGUCAUCCUCUUAGAUUCAGAAAUUAAUAAUAUUAAUUAUUUAUUUUACUUGUGUAGCGCUUUUUAUUUCUGAAAAUAAUUUCAAAGGGCAUUAAAAAGCAAAAAACAACAACAACAAAUUUAAAUUGAGAUGGUAGAGACUGAGAUUGAAUGUCUCUAAUUUUGGAUGAAAGGCUGGGAGUUGAGGCAGUUUGGAUAGGAUAUUCUAUUAUGUGUAUAUAUAUAUAUAUAUAUAUAUAUAUAUAUAUAUAUAUAUAUAUAUAUAUAUAUAUAUAUAUAUACAUUACUAGUCAAAAGUUUGGACACACCUACUCAUUCAAGGGUUUUUCUUUAUUUUCACAAUUUUCUACAUUGUAGAAUAAUAGUAGAGACAUCAAAACUAUGAAAUAACACAUAUGGAAUCAUGUAGUAACCAAAAAAGUAUUUGAGAUUCUUCAAAAUAGCCACCCCUUGCCUUGAUGACAGCUUUGCACACUCUUGGCAUUCUCUCAACCAGUUUCACCUGGAAUGCUUUUCCAACAAUCUUGAAUGAGUUCCCACAUAGUCUGAGCACUUGUUGCCUGCUUUUCCUUCACUCUGCGGUCCAACUCAUCCCAAACCAUCUCAAUUGGGUUGAGGUCAGGUGAUUCCAGGUGACUACCUCAUGAAGCUGGUUGAGAGAAUGCCAAGAGUGUGCAAAGCUGUCAUCAAGGCAAAGGGUGGCUAUUUGAAGAAUCUCAAAUAUAAAAUAUAUUUUGAUUUGUUUAACACUUUUUUGGUUAAUACAUGAUUCCAUAUGUGUUAUUUCAUAGUUUUGAUGUCUUCACUAUUAUUCUACAAUGUAGAAAAUAGUAAAAAUAAAGGAAAACCCUGGAAUGAGUAGGUGUGUCCAAACGUUUUGACUUUGUACUGUAUAUAGUAGAAUAUCUAUAAUGUGAUCUCAAUAGCAUGGUCUUUGUGAGGACAAGCCCCUACUCGGACACUUUAGACCUUGAGAAAGAUUUCAGUGUAUUUCAGUUUAAGCUAAACAUUACAAGCCGCUUUCAUAGCAGAGUCUGUUGUUCUUUUGUGUUUAUUUUCAGUCAAAGGGGUCCCACGGUCAAAAAGUGCUGCUGAAGUUGACCGUAGGUCGUCUAUGCCUGUGCCAACACGGUCCUCUUCCCUCAAACCUGCCAAA